AGUAUCUGAGGAACGGAUUGUAGCUCCGAUCCUUUUUCUUUCAUCAUUCCGACGUGUGUGUGCGUGUGUGUGUCUAACAGAUAGUAAGGAAAAGCACCAUACCGAGAUUUCGUUUGUGGUGGUUGUAAGGGUUGCGGACGCGACGUCAGUUUUCAUCACCGCGUCCAAACUCCAUAUAGACAAUUGGGCUCUUUGCCUUGUGUCGCAGAAGACUCUCUCACCCACGUAAAUUAACCUUCUACAGCCACUGCAGUCCCUGACGCAGAGCGCUCAUCCGCUGGAGAGAAGAAAAAAGGUAGGUCUCAACGACAUCGUCUUCCUAUUCGUUUUGCAGUUCAAAUCGCAUGUCAGGUGAACAUAUAUAUAUAUAUAUAUAUAUAUAUAUAUAUAUAUACUUGAUAUCUUCUUUGUUGUCCCUUUCCGUUUGUCAAUUGGCGCUGCGAAGCUACUGAUCUUCUCUACGGAUGCGCCGCAGUACCCUGCAAAGAGCGCUCCAGCCAGCGCUUUGUAGCGUGCUCAGCGGAGACUGCCCAGACUUCUUGCCGCUUUCGCGACCAACUCCCCAUCCGGAAAGGCCGCCGCACAGCGCCGCAUCGACCGCCGGUGUCACCUCCUGCACACUUGCCUUCAGCUCCUCAGCUGUGCGGAUCGUCAGUAGCACGUGCAACGUACUUGCUCACCGAAAUGCAUGCCUUCUAACCACUGCGCGGUGGCAGACGGCGCCGAGCAUAGAGACCAACGCAGCCGCCACAGCGAAGGGUUUAUCACGAAAACACAGCGCCGAGGACGGCACGCAUGGCGUUGAUGGCGAUGACGCGGACGCGCUGCCACCUUCCGCAACAUCUUCUUCUUCCCCAUCUAGCAAAACCACCACAACGAAGACGGUGAGAACACCCAGAGCCUCGGCGAGGAAGGUGUCCGCCAAGUCGGCCACGGGACGAAGAACAACCGCAACGGACGUCGAAGCCGCGACUGGCAAGACGCACGACGCUGCUUUUGACCUCGUCGGUGCAUUGCAGAAGGUAAUGAAGCCGGUUAGCCUGCGGCCAGGCGUUGAGGCAGCGAGAGGCUACAAAGCCAGGAUGCGGAUGGGAGCCGCCCAACGGACGAAGGAAAGCGAGGACGCCGCCGUCGACCUCGAGCACCCGUGGCGUAGUACCGCGGCGAGUGGGGGCAACGACGGGAUCGCCUUCUCCGACUCGGUCGCCGAGUUGUUUGUGUUGGAUGAAGAAAAGCACGACGCGGCGUCGGAUGACGUACCUGCAGAAGCGGACGAGAACGACGUCGACGGCGCCCCCGCAGCACCAAGCCCUUCCUCGCCCUCUCCCUCUUUUUCUUCGACUCCCCUCCAGAAUAAUAACGAGGAGUACGCGGGAGCAGGAAGCGCCGCGCAAAUAGACGAUACCCUCAUGGACGACCCCUUCCACGUUCCCAGCGUGGACGACGAUGCACUGUCCCGCGACGGCGGCGCGGCUGCUUCCUCUUCCGCUUCUGUCAUUGGCCGCCUUGGUGCAUCAGAGGCAGCCGCCAACCAGAGUCCCAUCAACGAAGCCGUUCUCGCCGCCGUCGACCUGCUCUGCGACGAUCUCUUCCACUGCAAGACAGACGUGCUGGAGUUGUUUACCCGCACCCGCGGCGGCCGCGCGGGGAGUAAAGCGGAGAUGGUGUUGCAGCUGGUGGAGCGGGCGCACAAGGAGGCGCACGGCGAAAACAAGGACCUCUCUCUCACCCGCCAGGUCUUGGGCGACGUCUUCGAUGACACGGUGCGCACGAGCGGUGUGCGAUCCACGUGGACGAACAAGUCCCUCGAGGCCUCGCACGUGGAAAUGGCGUGUGAGCGGCACCUCGCCUUUCAGAUGAUGGCGAACUCGAAGAAGACGUUCAUGGUGCGGAACAACGUCGCCGAGGCGUCGCGGGUGCUGCGCAAGCUGACCCGCCUUUUUCAGGAAGAGCAGGAGUACCUCUCGGUGGUGGCGGUGGGCGGCGUCUUUCGCAAUUACCGUGCGGAGGCAGACGAACUAGUGCGGUCGAUGCCCGUUGCCGAGCUCGUGAGCCCGUUUGCCAGCUUUCUCGUCUCGUACGUACGGUUCGGCUCCAGUGAAACGCUCGUGAGCCGCGAGAACGUCAACAACUGCCUGACGCAGCUGGAACUCUUCCAGCCCACCAUACAAGAAAUGGACGACAUCGCGACUCUGCAGCGCUUGAUGGAACUGCUAGACCCGGCGGUGCGCGCGAUCGAGUUGGAGAACGCCUCGCUGGAGCCAGGGAAGAAGGCGCGGUAUUCGUACCACUACCCGCAGGCUAUCGUCGCCACGGCGCGGGCCUUCAGUGAGGAGUCGCACACGCGGUGGAGCACCAGCGCCGCCCCGGACUGGGUGCACGACCUCGCCCGGCUCUUCUGCAAUUGGGAGACCAUCGUCCGCACCGACCUGCCGCGCUUCGAGGACGUGCCGCGCUACUUCUUCGACUGCAUCCUGGCCGGCGUCGUGGACUACUACGUGCUGCAGCGCGUGUACGGCGACGCUGCCCGUCCUGUCGACGUACCGCAGUGGAUUCGGCUGUCGUUGAAGGCGGCGCUGACGGAGCACCUGACCAACGAAGAAAACGUGGACGGUGCACUGGCAGAUCUGCUCUCCUACGUGCAGGCCGGCAGUGUGGGGCAGGCCAAAACGGUGCAGGGCGAAUUCUUCCAGAUGGUGCUCUCGCAGAUGCAGGGUGCCUUUCAGGAUCUUCAGGAAGAGCGGUCCGCUCUCCAUGACGAGCGGGUCGCCGUCAUCUUGAAGAGCGUCUGCGAGACCGCCUCCCACUGCACCCGCUCCCACGGUCUCUUCUCCCUUCUCGUCCGCAUCACUGAGGAUGUUCACUUCCACCUGCGCUUCCAGCGUGUGUUCAAGAAACUCAAUGGGAGCGAUCGCAUGACGAUUCGCACCAAAUCUGGCAUCAAAAUGGAGAAGACGCUCACCUAUUUUGAGGCGGAGUACAACAUAACUCCUCUCUCCACCAAAGCGGUCGGCUUCCUCGUCGUGCAGCUGCUGUAUCUUUCCCUCCGCGGUGAUGGCAGCAGGCGUCCAGUGCUGGAGCGUUUCGCCAGCGUCGCCGGCCCGGCGAUGUUGGAUGUGGUGGGGCUGACGGAGACGAAGGCGCUCAGCGUGCGCGACCUCCGCAUCGCCUUCCCGCCUCAGCUCUCCUACAACUCGUGGCUGAAUGAGUCCGACACACGGGAGAAGUCCGUCUACAACGUGCUGCCCUCCGUCGCGGUGAAGGGGUCGACAAAUCAGGCGAUGAUCAUCUCGCAGGCGCCGAUGAUGAAGGCCCUCGACGCCAUCUCGCGUGUGCCGUGGCGCAUCAACAAGUACAUGCUGCACGUUCAGGAGGCCAUCGUGCGGGAGGGCUUUGGCUUCGGCAAAAUCCGUCCCGGCUUCUACCCGCUGCAUUACUACUCCAUGAGCGACGGCAGCAUUCGCUACCCGUCCGAUCGGCGGCGCAGCUCGGGCUUCGACGGGGCGGAGCACGAACUAGACGAUGGCGAUGCCGACAGCAGCGGAAGCAGCGACACAGUCUUCAACAUCCAGCAGCGUCGCCAGAUGCAGCUCCAGAUGAACAUGGAUUGGAAAGAGCUCAGCGAGCUGCGCAGCAGCCGCACCCACUACUUACAGGCGCUGCGCCAGGCGCGGUCGAUUCUGCAGUUCUCGCACAUUUACUUCCCUAACAGCAUGGAUUUUCGGGGUCGCAUGUACCCCCUGCCCGGCCGGCUGAAUCACACCGGCUCCGACCCGUUUCGGGGGUUGCUAGAGUACGCGGAGCCGAAGCCGCUCGGCAGCGUCGGCCUGUACUGGCUCAAGGUUCACCUCGCCAACAAGAUGGGCAUGAGUAAGCUCUCCUUCGACGAGCGGGUGCACUACGUGGAUGAGCACAUGGAGGACGUCGUGCAGAGCGCGGAAAGUCCGCUGCAGGGCGACCGGUGGUGGCAGGAAGCGAGCGAGCCGCUGCAGUGCCUGAUGGCGUGUAAGGAGGUGGCGAACGCGAUGAAGUGUUCGCAGGGGCCCGAGAAGUUCCUCUCCCGUCUGCCGGUCGCUGUGGAUGGCAGCUACAACGGUUUGCAGCACUACUCAGCGAUUGGCCGCGACGCCUUCGGUGCCGCGCUGGUCAACCUCGUCCCGAGUGAGCGCCCGGCCGACGCCUACACCGGUAUUUUAAAGGAAAUGCUCAAGUCGAUUGUCGCGGACGCCGCGCGGGACCACCAGGUAGCGCAGCGCUGCCUCGGCACCGGCAAGGGCCAGGACAAGGACCACAUCAAGCGAAAGACGAUUAAGCGGCCGAUCAUGACGCAGGUGUACGGCGUGACCGCCUUCGGCAUGUCGGAGCAGAUCUUCGACGAGCUGCAGAAGCAGAACAAGAGCCACGGCCUGUGGACGCACACGGACAUGAAGGAGAUGGCGGCCUACCUGCGCGACAAGGUGCUCGAAUCGCUCGGUGUCACGUUUCGCGAGACGCAGAACUGCCGUCGCUGGAUCAGCGAGGUGGUGCAGCUUAUUUGGAAGGUGCAGCCGCCCGAGCUGCGCAACGCGCUGUGCUGGACCACGCCGCUUGGCCUCGUGGUCCGCCAGCCAUACAAGGUGCGCAACGAGUGUUCUCUCUUCACCACGAGCGGCUACGCGCGGAUUCCCGGGGACUCGAUUGCACCGGCGAGCCGCAAGCAGCUGACGGCAAUAGCGCCCAAUCUCAUCCACUCUCUCGAUGCCACCCACCUGGCCAUGACGGCGCUUGAAAUGCAGCACCAAGGGCUCUCCAUGAUGGCCGUGCACGAUUCAUACUGGACCUACGCCUGCGAUCUGCCGAAGUUGUCGCAGGUGUUGCGGGAGCAGUUCGUGAACUUGUACUCCAAGUACGACCCUUUGUGGGAGCUGAAGGAGCAAUGGGAGGAGACGUACUUCAUGGAUCUGCGUCGGCACGGCGUGAAGCUGCCAGAACCACCAAAGCGAGGGGAUCUGGAUCUCAACUUAGUGCUGAAAUCGCCGUACUUCUUUUCGUAG
This is a messenger RNA of Leptomonas pyrrhocoris, 5033 nucleotides long. Its product is annotated as putative mitochondrial mitochondrial DNA-directed RNA polymerase. Gene Ontology annotation, biological process: mitochondrial transcription. The transcript has a single exon. NCBI's taxonomy places the organism in Eukaryota, Euglenozoa, Kinetoplastea, Trypanosomatida, Trypanosomatidae. Bases 1083 to 5033 code for a protein of 1316 amino acids. The record is from RefSeq and is a predicted model, not a curated record. Gene Ontology annotation, molecular function: DNA-directed RNA polymerase activity; DNA binding. Gene Ontology annotation, cellular component: mitochondrial DNA-directed RNA polymerase complex.